Messenger RNA from Schistocerca americana (American grasshopper), 618 nucleotides. RefSeq names its product ankyrin repeat domain-containing protein 54. The coding region runs from base 1 to 618 and encodes 205 amino acids. The record is from RefSeq and is a predicted model, not a curated record. Gene Ontology annotation, molecular function: protein binding. NCBI's taxonomy places the organism in Eukaryota, Metazoa, Arthropoda, Insecta, Orthoptera, Acrididae. The transcript has 2 exons.
AUGCUGAGGAUCACACGUGAAGCGUGGUUGCAGUUUAAAGGACCUCUCAAUGAGCGGAAAUUAAGACAUGCAUGCUCCACAAACAAUUUAGAUUUGGUUCAAGCCUUACUUGACAUGGGCGUCAACCCGAACUGUUACGAUGAUCAGCGCAGAUCACCAUUACAUCUUGCUGCAUGCCGCGGAUACGCUGAUGUUGUGAAACUACUACUAGACAAAGGAGCAAACCCUAAUCAGAGAGAUUCUCUUGGAAACACGCCUCUCCAUCUGGCUGCAUGCACAAACAAUUUGAGUGUUGUCACACUCCUGCUGAAGGCUGGAACUGAUGUUAGUUCAUUGGACUUGUUUGGAAGAAAUCCAUUGCAGCUUGCUCAGGCAAAGCUGAAAUUGCUACAAAGAGGAAGUGACAAUGAAGAUUCAAAAUUUAUUAAAGGCGAAGUGCAAAAGGUCAUAGACAUGAUGAUGGCAUAUCUGCAAAAGAAAGGCCAACAAAUGGAAAUGGAGCUUUUAACUGCAUUCUCGUCCCGUGUGACCCUAAGCAACUCAAAAGAAGAAGUUGAAACUGAUGUGCGAGACUUGUUGGCGAGUCUUAACAAUUUGACCUUGGAUACAAAGAAAUGA